AACGCGCUACUACCGGCGAACCAUUCAUACAUUCAGUUCAACGUUAUCCUGCCCGAGAUGACCACCUACGGAAAGUUGUUUGCAGUAUUAACUACCAUUGUUCUGAUUUCCGCGAGGAUCGGAUGUGCCUCCAAUCUAACAGUAAAUACUACUCAACUUGAAAAGUUCGAAGGAAGAUUGCAGACCGCCAACUCCUACUGGUACAACGAUGUAUACUACUGGUGGCCAUGGUUCUCCGAUCUGGCCACGGUGAUCAUGAUCAAACUCAAAAUCGCCAUCGGAUUGGCAGCUAUCUACGCGUUCGGUGACGGUUACUAUUGGUCCAAGGGGAAAGAAACUGUCGCGCAAAAGAUACCACAUUUCAUCGAAGAGAAAUACAACUGGGGCUGCAGCGAUCCAAAGCCAUGGUACAAAUUUUGGGGCCGUCGUAAACGGGACCUAAGCGGAACUGAUGAACACAUAGAACACGAUCAGAGCUACGCUGAGUUUGUGUUUGAUUUGCUGGACGUGGAGAAUGUAGACUGUCGGCGGUUGGCCGUUUGCGAGAUGGAAUUUGACGCAGCGUCUGGAGUAACGUUGAACAGUGAGUUGAAGUUCAAACACGACCUGUUCAGGAAAUAUCGAGGAACCGUUCCGAAGCGGAAGAGCGAUUGUCGCAGGAUUUAUAAGAAUUGCGCGACGCAGUUCUAUGCAGAGGAAAGUGAUGCAGUAGCAGACGACAUACCGAAAGAUCCUAAACGAUAAUAAGGAUUUGUCGUUAUGAAUUGACUUAACGUUGUAAAUAUUUAUAAUAAAUAAAUUUAUGUGUCUAAUUUUAACAUCCAUUAUUUUGC
Aedes aegypti (yellow fever mosquito) is the source of this 833-nucleotide messenger RNA. RefSeq lists its product as uncharacterized. The transcript is spliced from 2 exons. The record is from RefSeq and is a predicted model, not a curated record. Lineage: Eukaryota; Metazoa; Arthropoda; Insecta; Diptera; Culicidae. Bases 58 to 744 code for a protein of 228 amino acids.